This is a messenger RNA of Didymella exigua CBS 183.55, 577 nucleotides long. RefSeq lists its product as uncharacterized. Lineage: Eukaryota; Fungi; Ascomycota; Dothideomycetes; Pleosporales; Didymellaceae. The transcript has 2 exons. The record is from RefSeq and is a predicted model, not a curated record. Bases 116 to 427 code for a protein of 103 amino acids.
AGAAACCUGAACGAUGGAUAUACUACACAAUAAAUACACCUCUUCGACACCGCUACUCUUCCUGAACACCUUCACAACCGCAUAGCCUCCCAUCAGCGCUUCCACAAACCUCACGAUGACUGCCGCAUCCUUCCUCACUGGCGUCGCUGGCGUCAUCGCUGCUAUUGGCCUCGCACUUUUCCUCUUCGGCAUCCCACCAGAGCUCAAGCGCAAGAUGGAGCGCGCAGCACUCAAGACCAUGGGCGAGAAUAAGCUCUCCUACCUCGCCAAGGGUCAAAUCGACAAGAUCCCCACCUCCAACCAGACCGACCCUCUUCAGCUGAAGAAGGGUGUCUCCAACUUCGCUGGUGGCGCUUCCCAGAACCCAUUGGGCGAAGCAGCAGGCGAGGCUGCAGACAGCCUUACAAGCCCGUUCACCGGUCGCUAAUGUGUGCGUGUCUGUAGUGCGAGUCGCAAGCAACGUAUAGGACAACGUGCAGGCGAAUGCAAGCUCGGCACGAGACACGGUGCAGGCCUACUCGGACAACGCGUUGAAGCGAGUGAAGGCCUUCGACGGGCUCAGGACUACCGGACAGGU